Molecule: messenger RNA, 7579 nt
Organism: Ochotona curzoniae (black-lipped pika)
Lineage: Eukaryota; Metazoa; Chordata; Mammalia; Lagomorpha; Ochotonidae
Gene: IKZF1
Product: IKAROS family zinc finger 1
Exons: 8
Coding region: 1163-2830 (555 amino acids)
Biological process (GO): regulation of transcription by RNA polymerase II
Cellular component (GO): nucleus
Molecular function (GO): DNA-binding transcription factor activity, RNA polymerase II-specific; RNA polymerase II cis-regulatory region sequence-specific DNA binding
Source: RefSeq, a predicted model, not a curated record
GGGCCGGGAGGACUGCCCACAGGGCCGGGAGGACUGCCCAUGGGCCCGGGAGGACUGCCCAUGGGCCUGGGAGGACUGUCCACAGGGCCGGGAGGACUGCCCACAGGGCCGGGAGGACUGCCCAUGGGCCCGGGAGGACUGCCCACAGGGCCGGGAGGACUGCCCAUGGGCCCGGGAGGACUGCCCACAGGGCCGGGAGGACUGCCCAUGGGCCCGGGAGGACUGUCCCACGGGCCGGGAGGACUACCCACAGGGCCGGGAGGACUGCCCAUGGGCCCGGGAACCAUGUACACCUAGACGAGGAUAGGCUGCUCCAGACUAUGAAUCAUAUACACAUGGCUGGGAGGGUUGCCCAGGUGAGUGCCAGUGUGCCGGAUGCUCAUGCCCUGGACCCUCAGCUUGGCAGACCUGGCCUGAGAGGGAGGGAGGAGGGCCAGGUGUGCUCCUGGAGACCCUUCCGUCAGGCUGUCCCUGCACAGACCUGCCCUAGCACCUGCAGUUCUGCUUUUGGUGGCAUAGAAGCUCCUUUGCAGCCUGAGAUGGCACUUCCUGUUUUUCCCGCCUGGCGCCCGAGUUGCUGCUCCUGUCCUGUGGGAGACUCGGGCUCCUUGUCUUGUGGGAUCCCAGGGACCUCAGGCCGCUCCAGCUGUCUGGGGAGAGCGGAGCCUUAGCAGCGUGCCCUUUCCUUCCAACUCCCCUGUCUGCUGAAGGUUCGGGUCCUGACUCAAAGCAGGGUGGCUUGUAACACGAAGUCACUGUGUUUUCACCCCCCAAGGGUGCAAAUUUGGAGCCUGGGAAGGUCUCGAGGAGCUGGUCAAGUCUCUGACAUCAAACAAAGCCAGGGCGGCAGAAUUUACAGUCUCUGGCUAGACCACAAAAGGGAGGGUUCUUAGCACGGAGUAAAGAGCUUCAACAUGGCUGCAGGGCCAGCCUGACACCAAGCCCGGGAGCCUUCUGAGCAGCCCCUCCUCCAGAAGGCGUGGCUGAGUGUGCACUGGGGGACAGGCGGAAGUGCGUGGCCAGGGGUGUGCCCUCUGCUGUCCUGGGCCCACUCGCUGCAGAACCAGGCUGGCCCCGGUGAGGACCACUCUGAUCGUUUGUGCCAUUUCCCAGGUACCUCCAGGAGACAUGGGAGCAUCUGUCUGCCAGACAGAGGGUCAGCAUGGCUGGGCCACGAGGGUCCUGGCUUGACACAGUCUCACAUCUCAGCACCAACACUUCCGGGCUGGCUCAGGAUAACCUGAGGACAAUGGAUACCGAGGAGGGACAGGACCUGUCCCAAGUUUCAGGGAAGGAGAGCUCCCCGGUGAGCGAUGCUCCAGAGGACGGCGAUGAGCCCAUGCCCGUCCCCGAAGACCUCUCCACCACGUCUGGCGGACAGCAGAGUUCCAAGAGCGACCGAGGAGCGGCCAGUAAUGUUAAAGUAGAGACUCAGAGUGAUGAAGAGAAUGCGCGUGCCUGUGAAAUGAAUGGGGAAGAAUGUGCGGAGGAUUUACGAAUGCUUGAUGCCUCGGGAGACAAAAUGAAUGGCCCCCACAGGGACCAAGGCAGCUCGGCUCUGUCGGGAGUUGGAGGCAUUCGACUUCCGAACGGAAAACUAAAGUGUGAUGUCUGUGGGAUCAUUUGCAUCGGGCCCAAUGUGCUCAUGGUCCACAAGAGAAGCCACACGGGGGAGCGGCCUUUCCAGUGCAACCAGUGCGGGGCCUCCUUCACCCAGAAGGGCAACCUGCUGCGCCACAUCAAGCUGCACUCCGGCGAGAAACCCUUCAAGUGCCACCUCUGCAACUACGCCUGCCGCCGCCGGGAUGCCCUCACGGGCCACCUGCGCACACACUCCGUUGGUAAACCUCACAAAUGUGGAUAUUGUGGCCGAAGCUAUAAGCAGCGAAGCUCUUUAGAGGAACAUAAAGAGCGAUGCCACAACUACUUGGAAAGCAUGGGCCUUCCAGGCACGCUGUACCCAGUCAUUAAAGAAGAGGCCAAUCACAGUGAGAUGGCAGAAGACCUGUGCAAGAUGGGGUCCGAGCGCUCCCUCGUGCUGGACAGACUCGCAAGCAACGUCGCCAAACGCAAGAGCUCCAUGCCUCAGAAAUUCCUCGGGGACAAGUGCCUGUCGGAGCUGCCUUACGACGGCGGCGCCGGCUACGAGAAGGAGAACGAGAUGAUGACGUCGCAGGUCAUGGACCAGGCCAUCAACAACGCCAUCAACUACCUGGGCGCCGAGUCGCUGCGCCCGCUGGUGCAGACGCCGCCGGCGGGAGGAGGCGAGCCCGUGCCGGUGCUCAGCCCGCUCUACCCGCUGCACAAGCCGCCCGAGGCGCCGCCGCCCGCGCGCCCCAACCACGCGGCGCAGGACGGCGCCGUGGAGAACUUGCUGCUGCUCUCCAAGGCCAAGGCUACGUCGGCAGAGCGCGAGGCGUCCCCGAGCAACAGCUGCCACGACUCGACGGACACGGAGAGCAACGCCGACGAGCAGCGCGGGGCCGUGGGCGGCGGCGGCCUCAUCUACCUGACCAACCACAUCACGCCCCACGCGCGCAACGGGCUGGGCCUCAAGGAGGAGCCGCGCGCCUACGAGGCGCUGCGCGUGGGCGCCGAGGGCGCGCACGAGGCGCUGCGCGUGCUGGGCACGGGCGGGGAACAGCUCAAGGCCUACAAGUGCGAACACUGUCGCGUGCUCUUCCUGGACCACGUCAUGUACACCAUCCACAUGGGCUGCCACGGCUUCCGGGAUCCCUUCGAAUGCAACAUGUGCGGUCACCACAGCCAGGACAGGUACGAGUUCUCGUCCCACCUCACGCGUGGCGAGCACCGCUUCCACUUGAGCUAAGACCGGGACGCCGCCCUCCUCCUUGCCCGCGGGCUGGGUGCUACUCAGAACCACCGCGCGCUGGCUGGGUGGGGGUUGAUUUGCUUUUGGGGGUGGGUGGGUUUGGUUGGUUUUGGGAACAAGGACAGUUUUGCAUCGGGCGUGCCGGGAACUGCUGCCUUCUAGACGUUGCCAUAGACUGCUGGCCAGAAUUCCCCUCACCCCACCCCACCCCUCCCGGGCCCCAGCCCAGGGUCAGAGCUUGCCAUUAGCCAGGCCUCCCCCUGGGCGCAAGCCAGCUUCAGGCCCCCACCCUCACACGACUUCUCCAGGUCCCAGAAGCUGUUGAACCAGGCUGCAGGGCUGGCUGGCCCCGGAGUUUUGCUGGUGAGCAGGCAGUGGCCAGCUUGUGGCCUCCAGGCAGGGCUUCCGACCCCAUGUGCAGAAACUGCAUGGCAGGAGGGCCGUUUUGGAUCAGGAACACGUGGUUUUGAGCCCUGACCUCCAGGCCGUGUUUGGAAAGAGCGAAGCGUAAGCUGCUCUGAGCAGAGCCAGGGGACGAGUGUUGCCCCGGGCACCUUGCAGAUCUGUGCCCCAGGAUGGGAGGGUAUAGAGCGCCCAGCCUUGCCUGCAACUGUGGCCAGUCUGGGACCAUCAUGCUCUUGCCCCUUAGAAAGCAGACUUCGUCCAGGGGCCGCAUUCGCUUCGGCGGUUCCUGCCCCUCCCCACCCCAGGCUCACCCUCGGUGUGGGGCGGCCCGGCGUUCCCAGCAUCAGUGUGAUUCUGCCCACUCCCCUGCUAACUGCUGCAGGAUGAGCUACAAGGACUAUUCAGGUCAGGGAACACCACGGCCACACACAGCCCACCCGUGUAAAACAACCCCCAGGGCUUCCGAAAGUCCUGGAGGAAGACAGCCACGUGCAUGCCCUUCAGUGCCCCCACUGUUGCAGGGGACCCAUCUAGGCCUCCGACACACCCAGCUUGCCACCAGCAGCAGACAACAGCCCUGGAGAUAGCCCCCUCCUUCCAGCCCAAGCAAGGAGAUUGGAGACAGGACACUGCCAACAUUAGUUCUGACCUGAAGUUCAUGGCUCUCGGCUCCCAGGCAGAGAAGAGCCCAAUAAUGUUGGAUAUUUGACUUGCUUAUCUUGGCCAAAGCUGUGCCAUGGCGAACAUGCUGGCACAGCCAAGUGUGCGCUGCACCCAGGUCAUGGGCUCUGUCCUGUUGGCUGCCAGGCCUGGGGUCCUGCUCUACACCCGGUGGCUCCCCCAGCACCCCGGUUGAGCUCCCCAGAUGUUUCUGAGGGCAUUCACUGCUGGCUCUGAGCCACCCAGCUGCAUCGGCUCUGGGAAGCCCGCCAGAGCACGGCGCCUGGAGGCAUGGCAUGCCCCAGUUGGCAACACCUGGCCUGACCAGUGCUCCUCUGGCAGCAGCCUCAUGGAUUCUGUCAAUGAAUUCUUCCAGCCAGUGUUCAAAACCACACCCCUCAGCCACACAGGGCCAAGUACAGUGCUGUGCCGUUCUCGGGCAGUAGGUUGGCUCGUGCAAUGACACCGCAUUUUGCAACUGGAAAUUGAGUUGUCAGAAUUUAGGCUCUGGCACACCGGUGUGCAGAGGAAGAGAAAGAACCUGGGCUGAGAACAGCUGUCACUCGUUAUGCAAUUACAAAGCCAGGCCUUCCCCAGAGACACACGUCCACGGCGAGGGCCUUGCGACUGCCACUUGCCUGUCGGCGGCCCACCUGUCCCCUCUGCUGAGGGAGUUCCUGCUGCCGCUGCGGCCACACAGUUAACCCCAAAACUGUAAAUAGAGGCUCCAGGAGCUCUUUUCUAUGGCGCUUUGCCCGUUCCUCUCGCUGCCUUUUAUAGCCGGUAUAAACAUCUAUUUGCACACCUUUUGUUGUGGUUUUCUAUUGUAACAACAUCUUUCUUUGAGACUAUUGUAUUUAAAGUAAGGUUUCCUAUCAUGUGAACAAGACAUUAAAUUAUGUUUGAAAGGUGGUCACUCUGUACGCAGUCACUGAUGUCUGCCUCUGCCUGGUAAAAGUAGGAUUUGCAUGCCCUCACACGUCUCGUCCUGUGCUUUGUUCUGCUGUGUGCUGCAGUGAGAGUGCGUGUGUGCAAGCGUGUCUCCAGAAGUUCCAGGUGCUGUCCCCGCACUGCAAACCUGUGGCGGAGACAGAAGAGGACAGCCAGGGGCAUGCCACUCCCUGUCACUCUGCCCGUGGCAUGGCUGACUCCUGUCCCCUGCCUCAGUUCCUUCUGUGAUAUGAAGCUCUGCAUGUGGGGCUGUCCCAAUGAAGUCCCAAAUGCCGCUGCCCUGUCCCUCCCUCACGACCCAGGGCUGUGCCAUUUCCACUUGAACACCAGCCACGUGAGAGUCUUGAGAAAUAGAGCACGCCCCGUGAUGGAGACAGGCUUGGCUCAUGCAGGAGUUCCCCGUGUGCCUUGUUUUCAUGUGUGUGACUUUCACGGCGCCCCGUCAUGUCAUUGCCAGCAUGACAGUGCAAUGAGCUGGACCUACACAGACCAAGCAGAUGCAUUGCCAGGCCUCCACGCCCUCGGUCCCUGCAAUAAUGAAGCUUUGGCUCUGUCUGAAACUGGUGCUCUCCCAUUCUUUCGAAUGAACCAGAAUUAUUGUUUUACACGCACAGCCAUCAGAGCAAACUUUCACGGGCAGCUUUGAUGCAGCGGCACCCACGGGGCACAGGUGUCACCGGGUGCCGAUACGCAGUGCUGUCCCCAGGACGCUCUUUGACAAUGUGCAUGCCGAUUGCUGAGCUCUGCUCUCUGUCUGCCGUGGCUGCAGGUCUUUACGUGCCCACCCCUCGUCAGUGAGAAAACGAGAUGUGGCAUCCUCAGGUCCACCUCUGUACGAUGCCGAGGAGCCCAUGAAAGGGGAGGCACCGCCCCAGGGGCUCACAUCCCAGCAUGCUUCUGUGGGGUGGAGCAAACAAAUGCAGCCAGACUCUGUCCACCAGCCCUGUGAAGUCCACCCUCGGAUCAGAGCAGUCCUGUGUUCUGGACCCCAGAUGCAACUGCAUCCUGGCAGGCAAGGCUCUCGUCCAUUGUCCAGAGCUGUGCUGGACUGUGUGUGGGCAGAGGCAGCUCCCUGCAUCACCCAGCGAUAUCAUGGGUGGCCUGGCCCGCAGCACACGGUGAGGUGGGGGUGGCUCGGUAUGAGAGCUGCCUGGGUCACUCUGGCUGUGUGUGACCCCCUCCAAGCUGCAUGGACAAACAGCCAGGCAGCAGCAGGGUUCAGACCCAGUGAUGAAGGUGGGGUGACUGGGUGUGCAUGGCAGACAGGGAAUCCAUUCGAGGUGGUGCCUCAGUGAGAUCCACCGAGUGCAGGUGUCCCAACCUUGGCAGCUGUGCCCGGCACCUUCCCACCUGUGCUUGCCAGGGUGGCUCGUCUGGAAGCUCCAGGCCUGUGGGCUCUGGCCUCCCAGUGGAGCAUGCUGUUCUGCACACAUUGGAUGCUUUGGAGUUCAUGGAAGAGAGAAGGCCGCCCGCGGCUUCCAAGUGUUUGUACCAAAAUAAACACGUUCUGCAUGAGCACGUGCGGCCUUCUGAAGGCUCAGUCUCCUGUGUCUGUGCUCGCAAGCACGGCCUCUCUCCCACCUCUGCCUCCUGUGCAGGCACACCAGAGCACACACAGGGGAAAAGGGAUCCUUGGGGAGGGAGGGGCUUGUACGGCUGUGUCUGUGACACAAGCCAGCAGCUCGGAUCCUCAGGAGGCCACGCUGGAGGUGGCAGGCAAGCAGACACAGGUUCAGGGACCACCGGGGACACCAACACGAGAGGGGCAUGCUCCAGGCUGUGCCGGUCGAGGCAUCGCUCCCUCUCUGUUGUCAGAAUUGGCCCUCAUGUGGCUCUGAUGCUGAAAGCUGUGAGCAGCUGUCCCCCCCUGGAGAGACCACAGACACCUGGUACAGAUGGCCCCUCCCAGUCUUCCCACUACCCUGCCAGGGCAAGCUGAGCUGCGUUCCUGGCAGGAGAGACCAGAGAGCCUGAAUCCCAUUUCUGCUGAUUUCAUCACCCUUUCCAAGUAAAGCAUGUUGGAGGCCUUGUGACUCCUUGGUGGAACCUCAGUUAUUGCACACACCCCAGCUGCUCCCCAAAGUCCUGUGCCUGAAUGGCCCCCCAGAUCCCAUACUCUAGAGGAUUCCCCGGAAGGAGGGCUGGAGCAGUGGCUGAGUCCACAGGUGCUGUUCAUCCAGUUACUGCCCUCCCUGUACUAGAGCUGGAGCAGGGCCGGCAGGUGUGUUCUGUGGGGCGGGGCCCCAGGAGUGUCUGCUGGGCCUCGCCCCAGCCAUCCACCUCUUGCCAAGAUGCCUGGGGCCUCUAGCUUCAGCCCCCUCGUGUUCUCAGAUCCAGCUCCAUUCGCAUCAGGAUCAGACCUAGGAGGUUCCCCUGAGCAUUCCAGAGCAGGGGUCUGCAUACAGCUCACCUGCCAUCUAUGGAGCAGUCCCCUGUCCUCAUGCUGUCCCUCCCCCAUGCACACACACACACAGGCUGCAGGCUCCAUCAGAGCAGGAGGAAGUGAGGUCAGUGCCAGCUCUCAGCUUUCCCAGGGGCCAGCAAUGGACUCUGCUCAAUUCUGUCCCUCUGAACACUGGGGCGGCGUGGAGAGCCAUAUCACUGAGUCUGGCUGACCGCCCCCCACCACAGCUCCACCAGCAGUAGACUUGAGCCCCUUCAGCUUGGCCCCACGCUCCGCCAAGGCCAAGCUACAGCUGUCCCUAUCCUCCAGGGGACUCCAUUCUAGAG